This is a messenger RNA of Arabidopsis thaliana (thale cress), 1925 nucleotides long. RefSeq names its product Sec14p-like phosphatidylinositol transfer family protein. Bases 185 to 1657 code for a protein of 490 amino acids. Lineage: Eukaryota; Viridiplantae; Streptophyta; Magnoliopsida; Brassicales; Brassicaceae. Gene Ontology annotation, molecular function: lipid binding. The transcript is spliced from 4 exons. The record is from RefSeq and is marked reviewed. Gene Ontology annotation, cellular component: cytoplasm; membrane.
ACAAAAAUAAAAUAAAAUAAAAAAACCGGUUCGAUUGGCAUUACCAAUAUACCCUUUUGUACUUACGACGACGUCUCAACGUAUUUUUUUGUCUCCACUUUCUUUCUUUCUUUCUAUAAACCCAAAAUUCACUUUUGCCCAAUUUAGGAACAACAAUCACAGAACAAGACGGCACAAGUAAAAAAUGGCUGAAGAACCUACUACUACCACUCUCGUUACACCGGAAAAGCUACCUUCUCCGAGCCUCACGCCUUCUGAAGUAUCUGAAUCUACUCAAGAUGCCCUACCGACAGAGACAGAAACUCUGGAGAAAGUGACUGAGACUAAUCCACCGGAAACUGCAGAUACCACCACCAAGCCAGAAGAAGAAACCGCGGCAGAGCAUCAUCCACCGACAGUGACGGAAACAGAAACUGCAUCGACGGAGAAACAAGAGGUUAAAGACGAAGCAUCGCAGAAAGAAGUAGCUGAAGAGAAAAAGAGUAUGAUUCCACAGAAUCUUGGUUCAUUCAAAGAAGAAAGCAGCAAACUUUCUGAUCUAUCUAAUUCCGAGAAGAAAUCACUCGAUGAACUAAAACAUCUAGUUCGAGAAGCUCUAGACAAUCACCAAUUCACCAACACACCAGAAGAAGUCAAGAUUUGGGGGAUUCCAUUACUUGAAGACGAUAGAAGCGACGUCGUUUUGUUAAAAUUCCUAAGAGCUAGGGAGUUCAAGGUGAAAGAUUCGUUUGCUAUGCUCAAGAACACAAUCAAGUGGAGAAAGGAGUUCAAGAUCGAUGAAUUGGUCGAGGAAGAUCUUGUGGAUGAUCUUGACAAGGUUGUGUUUAUGCAUGGACAUGACCGAGAAGGUCACCCUGUUUGUUACAAUGUCUAUGGUGAGUUUCAGAACAAGGAGCUUUAUAAUAAGACGUUUUCUGAUGAGGAAAAGAGGAAACAUUUCUUGAGGACUAGGAUUCAGUUCUUGGAGAGGAGUAUAAGGAAGCUAGAUUUUAGCUCUGGUGGGGUUUCUACUAUUUUUCAGGUUAAUGAUAUGAAGAAUUCUCCGGGGUUAGGGAAGAAAGAGCUUAGAUCAGCUACUAAGCAAGCUGUUGAGUUGCUUCAGGACAAUUACCCUGAGUUUGUCUUCAAACAGGCUUUUAUCAAUGUUCCUUGGUGGUACCUUGUGUUUUAUACUGUGAUUGGUCCGUUCAUGACACCAAGAUCAAAGAGCAAGCUUGUGUUUGCUGGUCCUUCGCGUUCAGCUGAAACCCUAUUCAAAUACAUAUCACCCGAGCAAGUUCCAGUACAAUAUGGUGGAUUGAGUGUUGAUCCUUGCGACUGCAAUCCAGACUUUUCGUUGGAAGAUUCAGCCUCUGAGAUCACUGUUAAGCCCGGAACAAAACAAACUGUUGAGAUCAUAAUCUAUGAGAAAUGUGAACUUGUGUGGGAGAUAAGGGUAACUGGAUGGGAAGUGAGCUACAAGGCUGAAUUUGUGCCGGAAGAGAAAGAUGCUUACACGGUGGUUAUACAAAAACCGAGGAAGAUGAGACCAUCCGAUGAACCGGUGUUAACCCAUAGCUUCAAAGUGAAUGAGCUUGGCAAGGUUUUACUCACAGUAGACAACCCAACCUCUAAGAAGAAGAAGCUCGUUUACAGGUUCAAUGUCAAACCUCUCUAAGUUUUAAGAACCAAAUGAAAAAUGUUUCCAAACUUUGUUUUAUUUUACAAAAAAUGUUGUUUCUAGACUUUUGUUUUUCUUGAAACAGAAGUGAGAUAUCUUAUGUGUGUUUGUAUAUGUGAGUGUUUACUUUAUCAUAUCAUAUAAAUUAUGUGUGGUUUAUUUUGCUCUUGUAAUCAAUCAUUUGUGGAGAAUAUAUUACUACAUGACUUUAUGAAAUAAAGAUCUUUAAAUCUCAACCAAUUUAUUGAUUGUGUCUGUUUAUGAA